Messenger RNA from Strongylocentrotus purpuratus (purple sea urchin), 837 nucleotides. RefSeq names its product endo-beta-1,4-glucanase D-like. The record is from RefSeq and is a predicted model, not a curated record. The transcript has 2 exons. NCBI's taxonomy places the organism in Eukaryota, Metazoa, Echinodermata, Echinoidea, Camarodonta, Strongylocentrotidae. The coding region runs from base 1 to 504 and encodes 167 amino acids.
AUGAAUCCUACCAUGCAGGAUUCAAGUGAAGAGAGUGAAUCCGCCGAGACUACCACUGCAGCUGCAACAACGGCUGCUGCUACAACGGUUGCUGCAACAACGGCUGAUGCAACUACGGCUGCUGCAACAACGGUUGCUGCUACAACGGUUGCUGCAACAACGGCUGAUGCAACUACGGCUGCUGCAACAACGGUUGCUGCUACAACGGUUGCUGCAACAACGGCUGAUGCAACUACGGCUGCUGCAACAACGGUUGCUGCAACAACGGCUGAUGCAACAACGGCUGAUGCAACUACGGCUGCUGCUACAACUGUUGCUGCAACUACGGUUGCUGCAACUACGGUUGCUGCAACAACGGCUGAUGCAACUACGGCUGCUGCAACAACGGUUGCUGCAACAACGGCUGAUGCAACAACGGCUGAUGCAACUACGGCUGCUGCUACAACGGUUGCUGCAACUACGGCUGCUGCAACAACAGCAGUUCCAUGCGCGUGCGCCGUCUAAACAACGAUCUGUAUUAAUCCUGUAUUUAUUUGGGCAACUGUGAUAUCAUAUUCGGUCAGCGAGAUGCUUCUAUUGUUGUUCCCCAUUAAAUUAUUAUGUCUUGUUUUGCUUGAUACACGAUGACGAAAUGAUAUAUCAAAACGCUUGAAAUGCAUGAUGUACAUUCAAUUACAAUUUUUGUUAAAGGGAUACGUUUCGCCUGCUCACUAUAUUCUAUGUAGGCCAAUGCUCCCCUAAAAUAAAAAAGAAGCCUUUUUUAGAAAGACAUUAAUUUGGAUCAUUAAAUCCCAGAGUAGCAAUGUAUUUUGGAUAUUUUUUAAUUUUGUUAUCAAU